AUUCCCCAAUCCAUUCCAUGGAAUUUAACUUCUGCUAAAAGAAGAAGCACUCUUUGCCUGCCCUAUUAUCUGUGCAUACUAAUAUCUUAAUACAUCUAAAUCAACCCAUCGGUUCACAGAUGCGAGUAACAGGUUGAAAACAGGACUACAUUCUACAGUGAUAAAUUACGGGUUGCGAAUUCUUGCCAACAUAAUGGAAACACAGUAUUUCCAGUACAAGGGGAUUAAUUUUGCGUCAAUGCUUUAUUCUGAAGAGCGAUUACAUUUCCUUGAAAAUGACUUUCAGGUUCGUGAUGAUGAUGUCUUCAAUGUUACUUUCCCUAAAUCAGGAACCCAUUGGAUGGUAGAGAUCCUGAGCCUUAUACGUUCCAAUGGCGACCCAUCUUGGUGCCAAAAAGUACCUAACUGGGAAAGAAUACCCUGGCUUGAGAUUAGUGGUUAUGCUGGCCAAUUUGCUGAUCAUCAAACAUCCCCUCGUUAUUUCUCCUCUCAUUUACCCAUUCAGUUUUUUCCAAAAUCUUUUUUUACUUCCAAAGCAAAGAUCAUAUACACAGCACGGAAUCCCAAAGAUGUACUGGUGUCCCUCUACAAUUUUGCUCUUAUGUCCACAGUGAUUAAAACACCUCAUAGCUUUGAUGAACUAAUCGAGGACUUUCUGAAUGGCACAGUGCCAUUUGGUUCCUGGUUUGAUCACAUCAAGGGCUGGAUGCAGAUGAAAGACAGAAAUAAUUUUUUGUUUAUCACUUUUGAAGAGUUGAAAAAGGAUCAUAGAGGCACAGUAAUGAAAAUCUGUAAGUUCCUUGGGAAGGAGUUGGACGAAGAAGCUCUAGACUUAGUAGUGGAACAUUCCAGCUUUAAGAUGAUGAAAGACAACAGCAUGUCCAAUCACAGCCAAGCUCCAGAAUUCUUCAUUGACAAGAACAGUAAUUUCCUGAGAAAGGGAAUUAGUGGAGACUGGCGAAAAUGUUUAACAGAAGCCCAAAAAGAAAAUGUUGACAAACUUUACAAGGAGAAAAUGGAAGGCUUUAAUAUGAAAUUUGUCUGGGACGAGCUUUAAAACACUUUGAAAAACCCUCAUAAGUUAUAAGCAGAACAAUUUUAAUAAAUAUUAGGUUUGGGUGUUGUACUUUAUUUUGCUGUUUUUGGUCCAAUGUCUCCUUCCUUUCUUAAGUACUAACGAUAGAAAAUAUAACUUGCAAUGUAUGUGCAAUUUUAA
Molecule: messenger RNA, 1216 nt
Organism: Spea bombifrons (plains spadefoot toad)
Lineage: Eukaryota; Metazoa; Chordata; Amphibia; Anura; Pelobatidae
Product: sulfotransferase 2B1-like
Exons: 6
Coding region: 194-1057 (287 amino acids)
Biological process (GO): sulfation
Cellular component (GO): cytoplasm
Molecular function (GO): sulfotransferase activity
Source: RefSeq, a predicted model, not a curated record